ACUAUGAUCUUUGCCGUACUACUGGAUCAGCGCUAGACAACUUACCGUAUGUCCUCAUCUGAUUCUGACGUCUACUAGUAAUAUUUCGCAAGGACUUUAAAAUUUAAAAAAAAGGCCAAGAAGAAGUCGCGAUUCAUCAUGUCGGAGAGGACGAAAGUGACCAAGGCAGAGCUCGAAAGAAAGAGGCUACGCCUUCAACAGAUCAGAGAGGACAAGAAACGCAGAGAAGAUGAUAAAAAGAAAGAGGCUGAGAAUGCUGCUAAAGCUGCUGCUGCUUCUCCAGCCGUUCCUGGCUCUGUGUUGGAUAAAAAAAGACAAGAAGCUGAUGAUAUCCUCAGAGGUCUUGAUCUUCCUGAAUCAGCCCCUUUAGCUGCAAUUUCUCCUCCAGAAUUGAAAGCUAAGGAUACAAGUGGAGAUGCCAAGCCAAGACAGAGUGUAAGUCCGGCUCACAAAACUACCAAGCUCACCGUAUCUAAGAUUACCCAAGCUGGAUUCCCACCAAAGGAAAUGGUAUCAUACUCCAAAGAAACACAAACUCCUACUGAAACUCCAGAGGAUGAAGAUGAUGAGCCUAAAACUGAGUCAGUGGAAGCAGAGCAAUCCGUUCAGGAAGCACCAAAACCUGAAGAGAAAGUAGAGGAAGAAAAACCAGAAGUUCCUAAGGAAUAUACUGAAGAAGAGAAGGCCCAGCUGGAAAGUACAGAAGCUUAUCAAGUUUUUGUUGAACACUCUGUGCGCCUGAUGGAAAGAGCUCUGUCAGAGAAUGUUGAUAUAUUCAUAGAUUAUGAAGGCAAGGGAGACGGUGAUGGUGAAGGUGACAAAGAUGCAGGAGCUAAGUUGUCUUUGAAUCGUUCCUUCUCUGAUGAACGCUGGUCACGUCAUAGGGUUGUCACAUGUCUGGAUUGGUCCAAUCAGUAUCCGGAGCUGCUGGUAGCUUCUUAUAAUAACAAUGAAGAAUCUCCACAUGAGCCUGAUGGUGUAGCUCUGAUAUGGAAUAUGAAAUACAAGAAACAAACACCAGAAUACAUCUUUCAUUGUCAGUCUGCAGUUAUGUCAGCUGGCUUUGCUAAUUUUCAUCCUAACAUGGUGAUCGGAGGUACAUACUCUGGUCAGAUUGUAUUAUGGGACAAUAGAAGUUCAAAGAGAACUCCUGUACAAAGAACUCCAUUAUCAGCAGCUGCACACACACAUCCUGUGUACUGCGUUAAUGUGGUUGGAACUCAGAAUGCUCACAAUCUAAUCAGCAUCUCGACCGAUGGGAAGAUGUGCUCAUGGAGCUUGGAUAUGCUCUCCCAACCACAGGAUAGCAUGGAACUGAAGCACAAACAGUCCAAACCUGUAGCCGUUAUGAGCAUGACAUUCCCGAGCAAUGAUGUCAAUAACUUUGUUGUUGGUAGUGAGGAUGGUUCAGUGUAUACAGCCAGUAGACAUGGCAGCAAAGCUGGCAUAAAUGAAGCUUUUGAAGCUCACCAGGGACCAGUGACUGGUAUUGACUGUCAUCAUGUACCCGGACAACUGGAUUUCUCUCAUCUUUUCCUCUCAUCAUCCUUUGAUUGGACCAUCAAACUUUGGAGUCUCAAGAAGUCCAGUCCAGUGUACUCCUUUGAGGAUAAUAGUGACUAUGUGUAUGAUGUAGAGUGGUCUCCAUCCCACCCAGCCCUCUUUGCUGCUGUGGAUGGAAUGGGAAGAGUAGAUCUAUGGAAUCUUAACAAUGAUACAGAGGUCCCUACUGCCAGUGUCACAUUGGACGGCCAACCAGCUGCUAAUAGAGUCAAAUGGGGACAUCAAGGAAACCAGAUUGCUGUUGGAGAUGCUGAAGGAAAAAUAUGGAUAUAUGAUGUCGGAGAGAGUCUUGCAAUGCCACGCAACGAUGAAUGGUCCAAGUUUGUACGUACCCUAGCUGACAUCAGAGCAAAUACACAGACUGAUACGGAUGAAGAAGCAUCAAGAUAAAUUGUUGGUUGUUGCUUCACUUAAAAAUAUACUGGAGGGCAAGUAUCAGAUUCCGGGGCCUCUUUAGACUCAAAGGCGGUAUUCUGAACUUUGUGCUUUUUUUUAAAUUCUGGUCUAAAGUUGGGGUUUAACUAUUGGCUAGCCAAUAGAGACAGGUUUCUUUCAGAGUACAAGUUCAGUUUCAGUAUAGCUAAAAAGUGACUGUUAAAGGACUACCCCUUCAAAGAAACUAACAAAAAUCAAUUUUGAGCGGCCAAUCGGGGAAAAUGUGGUUGAAAUUUUUUUUAACCCCCCUCCCCCCUUAUUGGUUAAAGCAGGAUCUGCACCAGUUUAUAUGAAAAGGUGAAGGUAAUUUGUAAAUUUCAUGUGACUUUGCUUCAGGCAAAGUUCAAUUUUAAUGUAAUUGCUAAAUGUUGGAAACUUGCCAGUUGAAACUUUCAUUAAAAAAAAAAAAUUGAUUUAUAUUUUAUCAAUUUCAAAAUGAUUGUAGCUUGCAAAAACUGAUAACAUUUAAUUCCAUCAGAAAAAUGGAGUAAUAAAGCAAGAAAAUGAUUGAUACAGUAAAAUCAAUGUGUCAAAUAACACAGAAGGUCAAUUCUUUUAAUGAUGAAGGAUGUGAAGUGUUAUGGCAAGUUCAGUUCUUGAAAGUAGGUCAAAAGUGAUACAUGUAAAAUGUAUUUGUUUUCUACAUGUAACUUGUAAGCGAAGGUUAUUUGUUUCGAAAACUCAAAAUAAUGCAAGGAAAUAUUGAAGUUCUUUAAUAUGGUUUUACAUGAAUUUGAGAUGGUCAAUUUUUAGACAAAAACGAUUAAGAAAUUUAGUAGGAUACAUAACAGUAUAAAAAGACACAAAACAUUAGAUAAUCAUCUUGUGUAAUUUUAUUGCGAAAAUUACUUGUACAGUUGUAUAUUUAUGUUGCAUUGUCUGUCUCUUCUCUCUCUCUCUCUUUCUCACUCUCUCUUUGUCCUCCUGUUCUUCUUUCUCAUCACUCUUUAUUUAAAAAUUUGCCUAGUUUCAGUUUUCUUCUAGAGACCCAAGAGACGUCCUAUUUUGAUUUGAAU
This is a messenger RNA of Lytechinus variegatus (green sea urchin), 3014 nucleotides long. RefSeq names its product cytoplasmic dynein 1 intermediate chain 2-like. Gene Ontology annotation, cellular component: cytoplasmic dynein complex. Bases 139 to 1953 code for a protein of 604 amino acids. Gene Ontology annotation, molecular function: dynein light chain binding; dynein heavy chain binding. The record is from RefSeq and is a predicted model, not a curated record. Lineage: Eukaryota; Metazoa; Echinodermata; Echinoidea; Temnopleuroida; Toxopneustidae. Gene Ontology annotation, biological process: transport along microtubule. The transcript has 16 exons.